AUGGGUUUAUGCCACUCAAUUACUUAAUUUUAAGGAGAAAUCAAUUUCUAAGUGACCAACGCUGAUUACUAAAAUGGUCAUUAUAGUGGUUCAAUCUUAAUUAGCAAUCCAGCAUUGGAUAACUCUCAUUACCUAAAUGUCAAUCUGAUUGGGAUUGAGCAUAUUACUACAAAAGGAUUCACUAUUUCUAAUUAAUUCUUAGAUGUCAACCUUAUGCGACGAAAACUAAACGGAGAAGCUCAACUUCAUAUCCCUUUUGAUCAACAUAUUUAAUGGUAACCUAUUUAUUAGAAUUAUUAUUCAAUAAUUGCUGAAUAAACUCUCUCCACAAUAAUCUAUUUAGAAUGUUUCUUAGCUGUAAUUAAAGAUUAUAAUGAUAGAAAAGUUCUUCAGCUUCUUCAUUGAGUAGCAGUGUUGUACCUAAUACUAGGUAAAUUCAUGUUGUUAAAACAAAAAAGGAUAGAUAUGAUACUAAACCGAUAUCUCUCAAUUAUGAACCAAAAUUUGCUGGUUUUGCUCCAAUAAUUUAGUUCAAGUAUAGAUUUAGUUAUAAAUAUAGUUUGGAUAAGGAUGUAUAUAGGAUAGGUGAACAUUUAAAAGGGAUAUUAUAAAUUGAUAAUACAAAAUCUCAAUAUAGUUUAGUGAAGAAUCAGAUUACUAUUUUAUAAAUCAUUGAUUUACUCAUAAAAAAUGAUACCAAAUAUAAACGAGUAAGAUUUGCUAAUGAUUAUUAGUUACCUCCACAAACAAUGAUUUAGUAAAGAUUGGAUAAUAUGCAUAGUGAAAAAAGAACUCUAGAUAUAGAUAUAGUUAUAACCUAAUCUUUUAAGGAUGCAUGUUCAUAUCCAGGAAAACUUUACAAAGUUAAUUAUUUAAUUCAAUUAGAAUUUAUGUGGGAAGAUUAAUAAACCCAUAUUCUGUCUAAUGAAAUUGUAAUUAAUAAUGAUUAUAAUUGA
This is a messenger RNA of Paramecium pentaurelia, 956 nucleotides long. The record is from the annotation of a GenBank genome assembly. NCBI's taxonomy places the organism in Eukaryota, Ciliophora, Oligohymenophorea, Peniculida, Parameciidae.